CCUCCAUACCAACCUCCCUCCCUCUCUGGAGCUCCUGCUCUCUCCCUCUCCCUCCUCUCCCGUGCUCCCUCCCUCCCUCCCUCUUUCCCUCCCUCCUCUCCUCUCCCUCUCCUCUCCUGCUAUAGAGGGCUCCGACAGCAGUUCCCAGCCAGCGUGUUCAGCCUGCCUGCCUGCCUGCCUCUGUGUGUGUGUGAGCGUGUGUGCGUGCGUCUACUUUGUACUGGGAAGAACACAGCCCAUGUGCUCUGCAUGGACGUUACUGAUACUCUGUUUAGCUUGAUUUUCGAAAAGCAGGCAAGAUGUCCAGCACACCACAUGACCCCUUCUAUUCUUCUCCUUUCGGCCCAUUUUAUAGGAGGCAUACACCAUACAUGGUACAGCCAGAGUACCGAAUCUAUGAGAUGAACAAGAGACUGCAGUCUCGCACAGAGGAUAGUGACAACCUCUGGUGGGACGCCUUUGCCACUGAAUUUUUUGAAGAUGAUGCCACAUUAACCCUUUCAUUUUGUUUGGAAGAUGGACCAAAGCGAUACACUAUCGGCAGGACCCUCAUCCCCCGUUACUUUAGCACUGUGUUUGAAGGAGGGGUGACCGACCUGUAUUACAUUCUCAAACACUCGAAAGAGUCAUACCACAACUCAUCCAUCACGGUGGACUGCGACCAGUGUACCAUGGUCACCCAGCACGGGAAGCCCAUGUUUACCAAGGUAUGUACAGAAGGCAGACUGAUCUUGGAGUUCACCUUUGAUGAUCUCAUGAGAAUAAAAACAUGGCACUUUACCAUUAGACAAUACCGAGAGUUAGUCCCGAGAAGCAUCCUAGCCAUGCAUGCACAAGAUCCUCAGGUCCUGGAUCAGCUGUCCAAAAACAUCACCAGGAUGGGGCUAACAAACUUCACCCUCAACUACCUCAGGUUGUGUGUAAUAUUGGAGCCAAUGCAGGAACUGAUGUCGAGACAUAAAACUUACAACCUCAGUCCCCGAGACUGCCUGAAGACCUGCUUGUUUCAGAAGUGGCAGAGGAUGGUGGCUCCGCCAGAACCCACAAGGCAACCAACAACCAAACGGAGAAAAAGGAAAAAUUCCACCAGCAGCACUUCCAACAGCAGCGCUGGGAACAACGCAAACAGCACUGGCAGCAAGAAGAAGACCACAGCUGCAAACCUGAGUCUGUCCAGUCAGGUACCUAUUGCUAGCAUUGCUCGUUCUCCAGUGUCAGGCUGCGCACUAAGGACAUAAACUCGCGUGGUUGUUACACAUCAGGAGGCGAUGUUUAUUUCCUGUAGAAAUCAAAUAUGCGUCUCGGCCCCCGACAUUGAGACUUGACCCCGUUGUACAGUACACGAGUGUGUCUGUCCUAGAUUCCCCGACUCCUCCCACUGUUAUUUUAAGCUGAGCUUCUCUCUCCCAAGGUUUCCCUGUAAUAAUGUCAGCUGCUGUUCACAGGAUGUGAUGGUGGUAGGAGAGCCAACUCUGAUGGGAGGUGAGUUUGGGGACGAGGACGAAAGGCUAAUCACUAGAUUAGAAAACACGCAAUAUGAUGCGGCCAACGGCAUGGACGACGAGGAGGACUUCAACAAUUCACCCGCGCUGGGGAACAACAGCCCAUGGAACAGUAAACCUCCCGCCACUCAAGAGACCAAAUCAGAAAACCCCCCACCCCAGGCUUCCCAAUAAGAUGAUCAGCACCAGAAUCCACUGUCAAUAGGCCCGUGGGUGAUCAUUACAAUUGCAGAUCUUUACUUACAGGAGAGGAAACAGAAGAGAUAAAAACUUUUCCAUGCAAAUAUCUAUUUCUAAACCACAAUGAUCUGAUUUUCUUUCUUCUUUCUUUUUUUCUAAUUGAGAGGAUUAUUCCCAAUAAGCUUCCAUGACCCUUUCUUGGAGGCCUUCACAGGUAAUACAGAUACUGGCACUGAUUGUAAUUAAAACAAGAGAAAACUCUAGCGCAUCUUCUGGCACGGUUUUAACAACGUGUUUGUGUUGAAUUUCCUUUUUAUGCAUCAAACGAAGGCCAUAUUGUCCAUAAAUGCUCAGUGCUCAGGAUCUCAUUAAUAUGCUGAACCUAACUACAAAUGACUUUUUAAUAUUGUAAAAUAUUUUCUGCUUUUUGACUUGCAUCUGAGAGUUUCUUGUUUCAGUAAAAAAAGAAAAGACAAAAAAAUCAGCUUUGGAAAGUAAUUUAAAUGUACCUUAUUUUUUUUUCUUUAUGUUUUCUUUCAUUGGGCAACAGCUAAGAGGGCCCAGCAAGGUAAUUUAUGGUUGAGCUGAUGUCAAUUGGUUCUUGUCUUGAGUCGACUCAAUUUAGCCCAAGUGCUGAAACAAGAAAUGUCAUUUUUUUCAUCAAAGACACCAGGGCAGAUUUUUAAGUAAAGAAAGACAAUUGGACCCUUAAGAAUUUAUGCAUUUGUAAAGUUGCUGUUGAUCCAAAUAUUUUCAAGCCAUGUAAUCCAUUGGUUUUGUAGGCAGUUUAAUAAACCUGAACCUUUGUGUGUUUUCUAAUUGUACCUGAGUUGACCAUCCUUUCUUUUUAUAGUAUAUUUCUUGUAUGAUAUUUUGUAAAGCUCUCACCUGGUUCUUUUAUGGGGACUUUUCGUUUUUUGGGCAACUCCAGUGUAUUUAUGUGAAACUUUAUAAGAGAACUAAUUUUUCCAUUUGCAUAUUAAUAUGUUCCUCCACACAUGUAAAGACACAGUGGCUCCGUGUGUUAAAAAACAGCUGUAUUUUAUGUAUGCUUUACUGAUAAGUGUGCCAAUAAUAAACUGUGUUAAUGACCAAA
Gorilla gorilla gorilla (western lowland gorilla) is the source of this 2778-nucleotide messenger RNA. RefSeq names its product LIM domain binding 2 (gene LDB2). Bases 300 to 1238 code for a protein of 312 amino acids. The record is from RefSeq and is a predicted model, not a curated record. NCBI's taxonomy places the organism in Eukaryota, Metazoa, Chordata, Mammalia, Primates, Hominidae. The transcript is spliced from 8 exons.